Molecule: messenger RNA, 1112 nt
Organism: Caenorhabditis angaria
Lineage: Eukaryota; Metazoa; Nematoda; Chromadorea; Rhabditida; Rhabditidae
Source: the annotation of a GenBank genome assembly
AUGUCCGACGCUCAUUGGCUAUGGAUCACGAAUGUGUGCAGUUCGAUUGGUGUCGUCACCACACUUAUCGCCAAUUGCACAUUGCUCACAAUGCUCUAUUUGCGGCCCUCAAAAGCCAUGGGAAGCUAUCAGUAUUUGAUGGCGAUUUUCAGCAUUUUCAGCAUGUUUUACACGGCGGUGGAGACUUUUUUGAGACCGGUAAGGGAUUUGGAGAGCUUCAGAGGGCUUUAGAGGGCUUUAGAGGGCUUUGGGGGGCUCCUAGAGGCUUCCCAAGGCUUUUCAAGGCUUCCCAAGGCUUUUCAAGGCUUCCCAAGGCUUCCCUAGGCUUCCCAAGGCUUCCCAAGGCUUCAGAAGGCCUCAGAAGGCUUCUCAAGGCUUCCCAAGGCUUCCCAAGUGGAUUUUCCUACAGUAACCCGAGGGUUUUGGGUUACUGUAGCUCAAAUUUUUUUCGAGAGAUUCUGGGUACUGUAAGAGGUCGGGUUACUGUGGCUGAAUUGGAAAAUUACAGUACUUAGAAAUCUGAGCUACAGUAACCUAAGUUUCUGGUAGAUCAAAAUUUUUGCAGGGUACUGUAGCUCAAAAACUGCAAACUUUAAUGGGAAUAAAAGAACUACAGUACCCCCCCGGGUUACUGUAGCUCAAAAAAACACACAAAUUAGAAGCUACAGUACCCCUCAAAAAAUAGUGCCAUGAAAGGAUCCAAAAAUUCUGGUAGCUCAAAAAACUGCAAAUUUUCCCGGGUGAAAAACUACAGUACUCCGCGGGUUACUGUAGAAACUCCAAGUUACCCUAACUACCCUAAUUCUUUGCAGAUAAUGCACAUUUACGAUAGCACGGUGUUUGUGAUCCAAAGAAAACGCUUCGAUUAUUCUUCAACUGUGGCCCGAGCGAUUUCUUGUGAGUUUUUAGGCCUUAGGCCCAAGCCUAAGGCCUAGGCUUGGGCUUAGGCCUAAGCCUUAGGCCCAAGCCUAAGCCUAGGCCUAGGCCUAAGCUUAAGGCCCUGAGUACCUUAACACCCCUAAAAUCCAGCCACCUACUGCGGUUGCUACUCGAUGAGUUUCGUUCUGUUCGCCGUCCACUUCAUCUACCGCUUCUUCGUCUCAUGCAAGUAA